UGGAAGGCCCACAACAACCCGUAUUGUGGGUGGCCAGGACACGAUGCCAGGGGAGAUUCCUUGGCAGUUGAGUUUGAGGAAGCUCGGGCUGCAUAUCUGUGGGGGUUCUCUGAUUAACAACCAGUGGGCCAUCAGCGCCGCUCACUGUUUUGCAGGACCUAUCCGCGUCUCAGAUUACAAAGUGAACCUUGGGGCAUACCAACUCUCAGUGCCUUCUGGGAUUUUUGUGGACGUGGCUGCUGUUUACGUACACCCCACAUUCAAAGGGGCCGGUAGCAUUGGAGACAUCGCUCUAAUCAAGCUAGCAAACCCUGUGCAGUUUACAGACUACAUCAUUCCUGUUUGUAUUCCUACCCAAAACGUUGUCUUUCCCGAUGGAAUGAAUUGUAUUGUAAGCGGAUGGGGAACCAUCAACCAACAAGUGAGUCUUCCAUAUCCAAAGACUUUGCAAAAGGUCCGGGUUCCUAUCAUUGGUCGUGCCAGCUGUGAUCAAAUGUACCACAUCAACAAUCCCACACUGCCACCCUAUCAGAGCAUUAUAAUGUGGGACAUGAUCUGUGCGGGAUACAAGGCCGGCAGGAGGGGAUCAUGUCAGGGUGAUUCCGGAGGUCCCCUCGUCUGCCCAUGGAACGGGUCAUGGCUUCUGGCUGGAAUUGUGAGCUGGGGCUUUGGCUGCGCUCAACCAAACAAGCCAGGGGUGUACACCAGCGUCCCGGCAUAUUCCGCAUGGAUUCAGGAAUACGUCCCCAGCCUGCAGCUAACUCAACCACAAAUCUCAGCUCUUAACAACACCGGGUAAUUGGCUUCAUCCUUGGGAAUUGUCUUCUACUCACUGCUCCUGCACAAACGUCUGUAAUAUCAUAUGGGCUAAAGACAUAAAAACUUCAGUAUUGGGACUUUGAGAUGUUACCUUUGAUUCUUUCUCUUUACUUCUUGGAAUCCUUAAUGCAAUUAGAAUGGUCUGUGGAUUUACUUAUAACAUUGUGCAAAAAAAAACAUUGGCUUACCGGCAAAACUGGUCAUAAUUAUAAUUAACAGUCAUGGGCCAGUGGGAAACUGCUGGGUACCAGAGGGAAUUCAUAAUGAGCUGAAAAAUAAAUCACUUAGUUCUCAUAUAAACCGAUCUGAUUGGUUGCUAUAAGCAACUGCACUGGAGCAAUUUAGCACCUAUCUAAGCAAGUGAUUAUAAAGUA
Molecule: messenger RNA, 1193 nt
Organism: Xenopus tropicalis (tropical clawed frog)
Lineage: Eukaryota; Metazoa; Chordata; Amphibia; Anura; Pipidae
Product: prostasin
Exons: 4
Coding region: 44-799 (251 amino acids)
Biological process (GO): proteolysis
Molecular function (GO): serine-type endopeptidase activity; hydrolase activity; peptidase activity
Source: RefSeq, a predicted model, not a curated record